Dermochelys coriacea (leatherback sea turtle) is the source of this 9006-nucleotide messenger RNA. RefSeq names its product GATA zinc finger domain containing 2B (gene GATAD2B). The transcript has 13 exons. The record is from RefSeq and is a predicted model, not a curated record. Gene Ontology annotation, molecular function: sequence-specific DNA binding; zinc ion binding. Lineage: Eukaryota; Metazoa; Chordata; Testudines; Dermochelyidae. Gene Ontology annotation, biological process: negative regulation of transcription by RNA polymerase II. Gene Ontology annotation, cellular component: NuRD complex. Bases 368 to 2146 code for a protein of 592 amino acids.
CCUUUUCUUUUGUUUAAUAUAACAGUACAGCGCAUGAUUGGCAGGGAAGUGCCCGUUUUGAGACAGGGCUUCUGCAGGUCCCUAGAGGGGGAUGGCACGCGGGGCCGCCCAUGUUCUACGGAGAGGGCUUCUCAUAAAAAAAAAAUCUCUUUCUUUCCCUCCCUCCCCCUUCUCACUCUGUCUUGUCUUCUUUCUGUCUCUCUUCCUCCCUUCUUUUCUCUGUCUCUAAUUUUCUUGACAACUAAAGGAGGCAGCAGGAUAUUGUACCUAUACAUUGUACUGCAAAGACCCCGAAUUUGUGUUGGAGAGAUGAGAAUUAUGUAUGCACAUUAAUGAAUAGAGCUGUCGUAAUGUUACUGUUUCCUUUAUGAUGGACAGAAUGACUGAAGACGCAUUGCGCCUGAACCUCUUAAAACGGAGCUUGGACCAAGCGGACGACCGGGAGGAUGUCCUGGCAAAGAGGUUGAAAAUGGAAGGGCACGAGGCCAUGGAGCGCCUGAAGAUGCUGGCGCUGCUGAAGAGGAAGGAUCUUUCUGGCCUCGAGGUGCCCCACGAGCUCCCAGUGAAGCAGGAUGGUGUUAAAGUCUACGAAGAGAAGCUGAAUGGGAGCCUGAGGCCCCAUGCAGAUGGCAGGACUGCAGGGCGGCAGGGCAAGGAGAACAUUAAUGAUGAGCCAGUAGAUAUGAGUGCAAGGAGAAGUGACCAGGACAGGGGUCGAUUGACCCCCUCACCAGAUAUAAUUGUCCUUUCCGAUAAUGAGGCAUCAAGUCCACGUUCCAGCUCUCGCAUGGAAGAAAGACUUAAGGCAGCAAAUCUUGAAAUGUUUAAGGGUAAAGGCAUAGAGGAGCGACAGCAGCUUAUCAAACAACUCCGGGAUGAGCUGAGACUGGAAGAGGCCAGGCUGGUGUUGCUGAAGAAGCUGAGGCAAAGUCAACUGCAAAAGGAGAAUGUUGUACAGAAGACUCCAGUUGUGCAGAAUGCUGCAUCCAUUGUUCAGCCAUCUCCUGCCCAUGUGGGACAGCAGGGACUGUCCAAGCUUCCCUCCAGGCCUGGAGCCCAGGGGGUUGAGCCUCAGAAUUUAAGAACAUUACAGGGUCACAGUGUCAUUAGGUCUGCCACAAACACGACCCUUCCCCAUAUGCUUAUGUCACAGCGUGUGAUUGCUCCGAACCCAGCCCAGUUACAAGGGCAGCGCGUUCCUCCUAAACCUGGCCUCAUCCGCACUACAACUCCAAGCAUGAAUCCAGCCAUCAACUACCAGCCGCAGUCAAGUUCUUCUGUUCCUUGCCAGCGUACUACUUCUUCAGCCAUCUACAUGAACCUUGCCUCUCACAUCCAGCCCGGGACUGUGAACAGGGUGUCAUCCCCGCUCCCCAGCCCCAGUGCCCUGAACGAUGCCGCCAAUUCCCAGGCAGCUGCCAAGCUUGCCCUGCGCAAGCAACUGGAAAAAACGCUGCUGGAGAUUCCACCCCCGAAACCGCCAGCACCCUUGCUUCACUUCCUGCCCAGCGCGGCCAACAGCGAGUUCAUCUACAUGGUGGGACUGGAGGAGGUGGUACAGAGUGUUAUUGACAGUCAAGGCAAAGGCUGCGCGUCCCUUCUGCGCAUGGAGCCCUUUGUCUGCGCUCAGUGCCGCACUGACUUCACCCCGCACUGGAAGCAGGAGAAGAACGGCAAGAUCCUGUGCGAGCAGUGCAUGACCUCCAAUCAGAAGAAGGCGCUGAAGGCAGAGCACACCAACCGGCUGAAGAACGCCUUUGUGAAAGCCUUGCAGCAGGAGCAGGAAAUUGAGCAGAGGCUACAGCAGCAGGCAGCCUUAUCUCCCACUGCAGCUCCUGCUGUGUCCAGUGUCGGCAAACAGGAGACCAUCAUGAGGCACCACUCACUCCGACAGGCUUCACAGCCCCAGAGCACUCUGCAGCGUGGCAUCCCCACCUCUGCCCGCUCAAUGCUGUCCAAUUUCGCACAGGCGCCACAGCUGUCGGUUGCGGGUGGUCUCCUUGGUAUGCCAGGUGUUAACAUUGCAUACCUGAAUGCUGGGAUUGGAGGCCACAAAGCAUCGAGUUUGGCAGACCGGCAGCGGGAAUACCUUUUAGAUAUGAUCCCACCCCGGUCUAUAUCGCAGUCCAUCAGCGGACAGAAAUAACGCCUAUUGACCCUCCCCCCCCCCCCACUUCUGUCGCAUGCAGUGCCUGUACUGGUGCCUACCAUACAUGGUGAAAAGACACAAAAAACAUUUCAAAACUUCAGCGACCUGUCCUUUCCCAAACCUUAACUCUUCUCUUUGGUUUUCUAUAGCAGUGAGGUCAUUCCCCUUGCCCGAGGUCAGGACAAUUGUCUGCUUGAAAUCAGCACUAUACACGUGUUAAUGCUCGUUUUAUGCUAUUUUUUGUAAUGACAAAGCAUAGAAUUUUUAAUUUUUAUUUUUCCUUCUGCUAAAUGGAUGGUUAAACUUUUUUCCUUUCCAGAGAUUUUUUUUUUUAAGAGCAUCCACUCUACUCCAAGUGACCAUUUAUACAGGGUGGUCAGUGCUGACUCGAGGGGAAGAGGGGGGAGAGGUGGCCAUGUGCUGGCGUUUGGACAGCUGUUCUAUGCACUUAAUAGGGCGAAUUAAGACUUGCAUUCUUUGAGUUGCUCACCAAAAGAGGUAAGGGACAGAGGUUCUGUGGAUGCGUCCAAUUGAAUCUCGCUGGGGGGUUGGUCCGUAAUAGCUUGGCCCACAUGCAAUUGUUAAUGGUAUAUGAUGCCUUUCCCUGGAGGAAGGCAGCCCCGUGUGUGAAGGAGCUGUUUCAGUGCCGUGCAUCUGCCACUUGCAGCACAUGUGGCUUGAUGCAGAUCUCUGUGCUUGACAGAGCAGUGCAAGGGAUGGCAGGGCUGAUGGAUUGUGCCAGGGAAUCCCAUCAGUUGUGCUGAUGCAGCUGGGCUACCAGACUCAGUAAUGCAGUGCAGCAGAAAUGGAGCAGACCCGUGCUGCCACCACGUGUGUGUUUCCGUCUCCCAGUAAUUCUGAUGCUCCCUGUUUAGAAGUUGAAGUUCUCUAAGGGACUGUGAUGAACUACCAAAGGGCACAGUGGCCUCAUGCCUUUUUAAUCCCCCGCUGCCCCCAUGCUGUUCUGCUCUCAAGAGCAGCUCCCUAAAGUGUUGCAGGGCACAGUGGACCGAGCUGCGGUAGGAGCUUGGAUUGGAUUGAGUUAGCAAACCCAAAGCAAGAGCAAGCUGAGAGUCGUGUCUGCAGAUCGCUCUAUUUGCACUUACCGUUGCCCCAAGACGCCCCGCACCUGAACCCGAAAAGAGCAGAACCAUCUCCUGGCAGCAGAGGGUGCCGCCAUCUCACCAGUACCCUGGAAAGAGGCCCCGCAGAACUGCAGUCUUGGGAGCAGGAUGCUGGUGUGGAGCCUUCCCGCUUGCUGUUGAUAGAAUUAUGUUAAUGGGGGUAACCUCCUUGGUCAAACUGUUACAAAACGAAGCGAAUAUGCUUGAUUUGCUGCUUCUGAGGGGGAACCCUGCCCUCCUUGGACAGCGUUUCCUGAUGGAACAUUAAUUGUGCAAUGAAGUGCUACGUCAUCACUCGCAUGGAGUGUCAUUGUCGGGGUGCCCGGCAGCACCUGGUGUUUGGGAAGAGGCACCCUUCUUUUCAGCAUGACUCCGUGCUGCAUCGCCACUGACACUUGGGUUCCUGUCGUCUCUGUCCCUCCUGUCUCUGGUUGAUAGCUGUGGCUGCAAUACCUGAACUGCCAUAGUCUGAACGGAUUGCUGCCGAGUGACUGAAGGAGGUCUGAUGCCUUUACUUUGAAAGCCAGCAGGAUUUCUCCCAAAGAGGCACAACGCGCCUGCCCCUGUCUUUGGAGAGGAGGGUCUGUAUCAAUGCAAGAACUAGGCCCUCCCUACCUACUCCAGUUCCUGUGCAGACUUCUCUCCCUCACCCGAUCAUCUCAAAGUGGGGGGGGGGGCUGUGCUGGUACAACAGGCCCUUCCCCGCUCUUUGCUUCGGUGCACCCCACUCCCUCUAUUCAGUGAGCACUUAAUAAUAAUCGAGGGGCGUGGAUGCGUGGCUGGGGCCCUGCAGAGGUGAAAGGAUUUUUUUGGAAAGUAGUGGAAUGCGCAGUGGCUUUUUUCUUUUGUUUUGUGGUUCACUGUUUAGCUGGCGUGGUACUCCUCUCCCACACCCACUGGGACAUUGAUUAUCAACCUGCUGUGCUUAGAGGGGAGCACUUUGAUUAACUGUUUCUUCUCCUUUGAUAAAGCCAAGAAAUUAUCAGCCUGUUCUUUGUGCCCGCCCCCCACCACCACCACUUGCCUCUUGACAUGGAGUUGGCUUUGUCCCGCUGUCUCCUGCCCUCAUCUCCCCCCAUGGGUGUUACCGAGAGGUAUGAGGUGGCCCAAGCAGAUUGGCUGAGAUUAACAUUAAAAAUGUGCAAUACUUAAGUCCCUGCCGCUGAGGCCUCAUGCACUAGUUAAUUGUCGGAGAGCAAGUUAACAAUAAUGGUGCUAAGUUAAAUUUCUUGGGAAGGGGAUCAGGGUCCCCCAACCACCCCAGAUUGAUUAUUGCAGUGGUUGGUGAAAGAAAAGUCCCUGUCGCUUGCUUAUAGAUUUAUUUCCGUCCUGCAGCCCGGGCCUCGCAGAUCACCCUGUCUGACCCAGUGCAGUGAAGGCUGACCUGCUUCUGUGGCAGGCAGCAUGGUCCGAGCCUGGGUCCGGGAGCCAGGAACUCCCCAGUUCUACUCCCAGUUCUGUGGCCUUGGGUAAGUCACUUCACCUUCCUCUUUCCCCAACUGUAGAUUGGAGGCUGCCUCACGGGGGUUGUGUGGGCUGCUGGGUGUCCGUCAAGUGCUGGAGGUGCACAGUGGCUUUACUGAGACAGGUGAGGCCCUGCUCAGAUCCUGCUGGCCCAUCUGUUGCUCGCUGUGGCCUCGAGUUGCUCCUUCCCUUUGGCUGAUGUCCUCUGAGCUGUUCUUAAGGCCCAGCCAGCGACGGGAGCCAGUCGUAUUACUUGGCCCGCAGCUGUUUUCUGCUCAUUGCCCAGUUCCCCUCUCUCCAUAGUCCCACACUCUUGCCAAUCGGUUGCUGAAUUGUAAAAUCAUUCAUGAAUCCCCCCUCUCCCCCAACUCUUGUCCUGGAAGUGUGUCUCCACACAUUGAUGGGUUCUGUGGUGCUAAGGGGAGAGGGAACCAAUAGCGGGGUGCUCUCCCUGCAUGCAGCCCCAGCUGUUCACGUGAAACAGAAAUUCUCAUCUCCAGCAGGACUGGGGGGCUGCACCUCAUCUCUGGAGUUUUGUUCCUUGGUUCUGUAAACGCUUCCUGCAACAAGCAGGGUUCUUCCCACACUUCGUAGAGGGGUACCCCGAGUUAGAAAGCACAGAGCAAAUGCUCCCUUUGGCCUUGGCUGGGUUCACUGCACAGCAAUCCAGCAGCAGUCGGCAGGUGCCAGGUCAUGUUGGUAAACCUGGGAGCACCAAAAACUGGGCACCUGCUUUGUGUUUCAAUGCUGUUUCCAUCCCCCAGUCAUCCGAGCCCAUCCUUCACUCCUGCUGCCCUGGGCACCUUACCCCUUCCACUGGGGAAUCUCUCUGGCUUCCUCUCAUUAAAUCCCCAGGGAAUUUCUGUUGCCUAGACCCUUGCACUGCUGCUGGGGAUGGUGGAGUAUCCAACCCUCCAGACAGCAGUUUGGUUCAUUGCAGUAUUUGACGCCCCACCCCUCUGCCUGCUUAUCUCUGUGUCGAAGGGGAAUUAAGAUGCUUGCUUUGUCUGUGAUCUGCACAGGUUUAAAUUUUUUUUGUCUUGACCACAGCGCGCGACCACUCCCAAUCCCUGGUAAAGUGCCCCUCCCCCUUUAUGGAUGUGAUGUACGGUAGAAAAUCGUCUCUUUUUUUAGAUACAGAAAUAGGGAUUUUUUUCCCCGCUUCAGUUAGCUUUUCUUUUACAGCUAGAUGUAGAGCUGCUUGUGAACGCUUUAGUGGGGUUUUAUUUUUUGUUCCUCCAAAGGCAUAACCCAUCCCUCCCCCUUUCUUCUCUAACCCUCACCCAUCUCCACUCACCCACCCUGACAAGAUCUUAAUUAGCUUAUGAUAUUGCUGCCGAAAUGUUAUAACAAGGACUCAUUCGUGUAUAUAAGCUAUUUCUUGACACAUUAAAAACAAUUGUACAUUGUGUAGAAAACAAAACAAAACAAAAAAACAGCCUCGCCAUGGAUAUUGUGAAAGUUGUUACGUCCUUUUGUAGUGUGACCUUUUGUGUAUGACCUGAAACGUGCAAAAGGGGUGGUUUCCGGUGGGUGGGUUAGGGAAGCAAAGUCAGAUGGCUGCAGAGGGCAAAGAUCCCAGGGGCUGGCGCUCUUGUCCAGGCGGGAACUGCUAGCCUGCAGAAAUGCACUGGUGGCAAUCGCCACCUCCCAAAUCUGUGCCUUUCACACACACAAAGAAGGACCCUACAAGUUACCAGCACCCCCUAGUGCAGUGGAGGCAGGAAGUUUUUUCCCCCAGCGUUAGGUUUACAGCUCGUGAUGUCUCUCUAACCAGCAGUGGUGGUGCAUUCCCGUGGGGAGCAUCCGGAUCUUGGGGAGUGGGACGGGGGUGGGGACAAGUAUUAUGAACUGUAAUUGUAUUUGCACUGUUUUUAUUAUUGCAUUGGCAUAUAUACAAUAUACAUCUAUAACAACCUGCGGUGUGCGGCUUCCUUCAUGUUCUGUCUGCCAGAGCCUGUGCAGACGCUCAGCAGAGCCCAAAACAGGCAGGGACCCAGGAUGAAAUGAUAGAGCUUCUCAGACCGGCUGCUGGGAAAGGGGGAAACAUCUGUUCCCAGCAGCUAUGACAAUCCAAAGAGCUUGAGAUGCGUGGUCUCCAGUACUGUGUGACUGUGGCUGCUCUCAGAACGGCUGCCCCAGGAUUCCUGUGGUCACUAGCCCCUCCCGGGGAGAGGCAGCCUAAGCAGUUGUUGGUCAGACAUAAAGGUGCUGGCACAAGGUGCUGGUCUAACCCUUCCCUGGAUUUCAAGUGUCUUACCAGUGCCUGUCCAGACUCUGUGUUCAUCUGAGAGAGCAAACAGCACCUGUAAGAUCCAGAGCCCUUUGGAGUCCCGGCUUCUCGUCUCCUCCCUGCAGUCUAAGCCAGCUGACACCUACACUCCUUGCACGCUCUUUGUAGUGCUCUGUAUAGCUGACCCUGCCUGAAGACUCCCGUUCCCCCCAGCUGGGUGCAUUCCUCUUGGUGCAGCCUGGCGGGUCCUGCUCCGACCAGCCCAGGCUCAGAACCGGCUCGCCUACCCUUUGCCCUGCUGAAAAAACCCUCUCAGCAUUUGCACCUGUUCUCAAAUCCCCAUUGGGUGAGCAGCAUCGUGCUAGGGCUGCCGUAGCGUUCCCUUCAGCCUGGCAAAAUGGGGGCCCGUAGAACAUUGCAGAGUGGCCCACUGUGUGGUGUCUCUGCUCCACAGAGACUGGCUUGUUCUCUCCAGUCCCCCUCACUCCUGCCUGCCAGUUCCUGGCUCCUCUGAAGCCUUCCACGUCCGCACAUGCACCCACCUGCUUCUCCACAAGCAUCCUGGUGUUGGCAGGUUCCCAGCUGAUCAGUGGUACCAGAACACCAAGGGACUGAGCCCCUUCCUGGAGUGGGCUCCUGGUACCAGCAGCGAAGGCUGCCCCAGCUGUCUGCAUGACUGGAGGGGAUUGAAAUGGACUGGGCGGGGUGGGAAGCUACAGCCCCUCUCUGUUCUGGGAAUGGGGAAGGGUGUGUUAGUGUCUCACUUCCUUGCUUUCCCUCCCACGAAUACCCCCAGCCCCUCCAGCUGUUCAUGUGGCCAAAAGAUUACACUGAUGGAGGUGACUUGCUGGCUCAAAUGGGCUAAGCAGCUCCAUAGCAGACCCGUUCCCUCGGGGUGCUGUGAUAGGGACGGUCUGGGCAUAGGGUUGCACCAGCGUGCUUUAGGAGGACAGAGGCAAUUCCAGUGCGUUUUGCAGGCAGCUGUUUGCACUCUGUCACCAGCAUAUGCAGCUCUGCUCUGGAAAGACUCCAGGUCCGUGAUUCUUGCUAAACUCAUUCAGAAACUGGGAGCUGGGUCGUCGCCCUCCCCAUCCAGCGUGUUCUCGCUGUGUCUGCGCCCAGUUUGCAUGGCUGAAAACAAAGCGGGAGGUUGUUCUCCAGCCAGGCUGGAAUCCAGCUCGUUCUACCUAGCUGUGACUAGCGCUGAUGAAGGGAAAGGCAGUCAAGCUUUGCUCAGGAAUGGGAGCGAGAGGCUCCCAGUUAGCAGGGCACUUCAGAGCAGAAACCGCCGCACCUCUCAACAGAGCUUCCAAGGGUUGGCCCAGGUGUUGUAUCCCUUCCCGCAACUUCAAGUGUAGCCCAAAUCUUCAUAGGUGAUUUUAGAGGCCCAACUGGAGCCUUUCAAAGGGGCCUGGCUUUUCCGGCAGCCCUUCCUGAAAGUCUACACCCCUUUAAGGCAUCUCAGACUGGGCACGCAAAAUUGCUACCCACUUCUCCAAACUUCGUUCUGUAGCUACAUCCAAUCUGGCUGCUCAGGGCCUGGAGUCACCGGCUUGAAUGCCCGACGUCCCUGGAGAGGUGCUGUUGGAUCCAAUUUCUCAGCACAGCCUUCCAUCCCCCAAACAGUUUGUGCAAAGGCACUGCUACCAUGCUCUGCCCUGGUUCCUGACUGCACAGCACCUUCAUCCUCACUGAGUGAUGCCCCCAGAGCUUGGAGGGGAGGGAGAAGUCUGGGUGGAUAGCAAGGGAUACAGCGUGGCAAAGCAAGGGGAUCCCAGCCUCACACCUGCAGCCUAGCUAACCGAGAGGUGAGGGGUGCGGGAAACCAGGCCUUUUGCACAAUUUUAAGUUUUUUUUGCAUUGUGUUUUGAAAUCUGGUUUAAAAAAAAAAAAGCUGUUUAAAUACUGCCAAGCGAUUAUGCAGUGACUGGUUAAAAAUAAUAAGCUAAUUUUUGGAGAAAGGAUUAAAAAAAACUUUGUAAUAUUUAUCACUUGCAAGCUAUGUUUAAUAAAGAAAGGAAUGAUUUAUAACUUUU